UGGAGUGACAGCUAAACCCUCGUAUACUUGUCGUUUUAAAAACAACCAUAAUUACUAUUCUACGAUAAAAAAACACUCACAAUAUAUUUCUUUAAGUAGAUUAAAAUUCGGUAUAAAACCAUCGUUGGCAUCCGAGCCACAUCAGCUGAUUGAGAGACACGGAAAGAAGAAAGGCUCAUUGGUACCUAGAAACACAUCUGCCUGUUUGAUAGACCUGGGCUUGGGGUACAAUGAAGUUCCUAACACCUGAGCAGAAGAAAUUCUACGAUGACAAUGGCUAUGUCGUCAUCGAUGUCCUGACCAAAGAGCAGACAGAUGAACUGAGUCGGGAUUAUGAUGACAUCUUUAAGCGAAAGGCCGAUUCUAAUUUGGAGGCCACGUGGCAGGGCGACUGGAAUAAGAAAGCAGGCACGACGCAAGUACAGUCAAUACACGGACUUCAGAUGCACUCUGCGGCCUUUUCACGCUUGUUACUCCACGAGAAGAUGCUUGAUGCUUGUGAAGACGUAAUGAACACGUCGGAUAUUCUCUUACACCACACCAAAGCGCACUUGAAGCCCCCUGGCACUGGCUCUCCAUUUCCCAUGCAUCAGGACUACCACUACUUCCCCUUUAAGAACGACUCAAUGAUAGCCGUCUUCGUGAGCUUGGAUGACGCCGACCCCCAGAACGGAGGGCUGUGCGUGUACCCGGGUUCGCACAAGCUUGGACCUCAGGAAGACUGCAGUAAUGUCCCUGGGUGGCACUACCUUAGCCAGGAAAAGUUCCCCAUAGACAAGGCAACACCACUUACCCUAAAGAGAGGACAGGUGGUCAUUUUCUCGUACCUGCUCAUUCACGGUUCGUAUGACAACACCAGUGACAGGGUUCGCCGCAUGUUUCUCAUCCAGCUGAUGGCGGCCGAUGAUACACCCAUGGCCGAUAUGCAUAAAUCAGCGUGCCAGAAGAUGGUGUUGCGAGGGAAGUGCUUGUGGCGGCUCGCGGAUGUCACAAAACGCUUUGAGGACUAGAGCAUCGAGACAGAAGAACAGGAAGAUGUGGUGUCUGUAUUCAGUGUGUGGUUAUUUGUGUUUUGUACACUGAUGGAGAAGGCUUAGUUGUGCAAAAGUUUAUUUUACUGUUAUUAUUUUUAGUAUUUUACUUUUUUAUCGUAUGUUAUAUGUCACAAUUUUUUUUAUAGGAAACCUGAAGAUGGAUAUGGUAUUAUAAAUUGAACUGUAAUUCAUUUUACUGUAUGUACAUAAGGUACAUAUAAUUGGAACACAUUUUUUAUGGUUAGCCUUAACCAUUCAACCUCUUUCUAGCAAUUACAUUAUCAUCCCGUCCAGUCUAUUUUCCAUUCCACAAAAUAAGCCUGUAAUUGUUAACAGUAAUAAUAGAUUCUGAUAGGGUUCUCAGCAUAAAUUUGUACCUUAAAAAACACAGUUGGAUGCAGAUUUUAUGUAGUCACCCUUAAAAUUCUUAACUCAACCAUAAAUUUAGGGGCAGUCUAGGGAUCUAUGCAUCGGACUCUCCCUGGACCUGCAACACCCCUGGUCCAGGGCAGAACGGAAGGUGGUUGACAGCUAUGGCAGAAUCUGGGUAUACCUACCUUCUGGCACAGUCGUCGGGGGAAUCUCAGGUUCAGGGAGACCGUAUAAAGACUGAUUUCCCAUACUGCCUUUGAUAUAGGUUCAAGAAGGUAGAAACAGCCAUGUGCUCAUAUGUGUGAUUUGAACCAGCCUGGGAGUUUGACCAGAAGUGUUUAUGUGGCCAGUCUGUCUGUCACAAUAGGGUUACUAGUGCAAUUGUUUUAUAUAACUUUUUGGCCAUUUGUGCAUGUAGUAGGUGCAUAGCCUUUUAUCUUUCUUUUUUUUUAUAGAGACAAGGAAAUUUACUUUCCUUGAUGUCAUAACUAACUGUAUCCUAAAGUGAGAGAUUCUUAAUAACUACCAAAAGGUUGCAAUAACAUUGUAUUGUAGAUUUUUAAACACAGUUUGAGAUAGAAGUUGUUUCACUGGACAAGAAUCACAAAAGUACAAGUACACAAUUUUGUGCCAUAUUAUUAUUAUGGCAUUAUUAUAUGCAUUAUAAACCUUUUACUAACAUUAUAUCAUAUAUAGGGAAAGAUUUUAUAUAAGAUUUGUGCAAUAUACAGGUUUAACUAACCCAGUGGUGCUAGUAGUGCAUUUAUACAUGCUACUACUAACAUAUUAUAUGACUAACCUUUGAUUCCUGUAUGAUUUUCACACAUAAAUAAUAUGUUUAUACCAGAAUGGAAACAAGAAUAGAGAAGUAAUGAGUGUAUGCCACUAUGUAUACUAGCAAUAUUAUAAUGUUUGAAUAUGUGUAGUUUUGUGGUGAAUAUUACAAGGAUUUAUAAGUUAUUUGAUUGUAUUCAUUUCAAAUAAUUGUAUAAUGAUUGGGAAAAAAAUACCCUGUCAUUUGAAAAAGGUUGUAAAUUAUUUGAAAAUAAGCAGAAUAAGUAAAAAAAUGGAAGAAGAAAGCAAAGUACAAAUAAAUUAACAGGAAACCCAAAGAAUUUUUAAUAAUUUGGGAUAUAGAGUAGAUUCUUUUAUUAGAGAAUAUAUAAGAAGUAAAACUAUCCAUGCAGUUAAGAAAUCUAGCCAUCCUGUUCAUGUACAAAUGUAUGACUUAAAUGUAUUUUGUUGCAGCUAUCAUGUUAAUAUUGGUUAUAAUCUUUUGGGAUUUUUUUUUUGUUUUGUUACAGUAGUUUGUCCCACUUGCUGGUGCUGUUCUGUUGAAUUUUGUAUUGAGAUUUUAUGUUUUAUGAACAAACAAAGGAGAAACU
Messenger RNA from Penaeus monodon (black tiger shrimp), 2791 nucleotides. RefSeq names its product probable alpha-ketoglutarate-dependent hypophosphite dioxygenase. NCBI's taxonomy places the organism in Eukaryota, Metazoa, Arthropoda, Malacostraca, Decapoda, Penaeidae. Gene Ontology annotation, molecular function: phytanoyl-CoA dioxygenase activity. Gene Ontology annotation, biological process: fatty acid alpha-oxidation. Bases 231 to 1010 code for a protein of 259 amino acids. The transcript has 6 exons. The record is from RefSeq and is a predicted model, not a curated record.